Molecule: messenger RNA, 1401 nt
Organism: Rhodamnia argentea
Lineage: Eukaryota; Viridiplantae; Streptophyta; Magnoliopsida; Myrtales; Myrtaceae
Exons: 1
Coding region: 231-1208 (325 amino acids)
Source: RefSeq, a predicted model, not a curated record
UCGGGUUAGUUAGCAUCAAUCAAACUUCAACAAAAAACAUUAUAUUUCGACAUUGCAAUGCCAGCUGAUCUCAGAACCAUUUUAUUUGCUGCUUCCUAGUUUUCGCGUUGAAGGUGACGCAGCACCAACCCAAUCAUCACUUCCUCUUUUCAUUUGGAAUUCAACCACUAAAGACUCGCAAUAAACAGAAGGUGUUUGAAAUUGUGGGCAUAGGACAGCAAGCAGCCGAGAUGAUGGAGAAGAGCAAUCCCAGAAUCAGGUGGGACAAGUCGACUUACCUCCACACAUCCGAUAUGAUCAAAUUGGCCAUUAGGCUCGCAUACCGGAACCCGACGUUUGCCGUCUUCUCGGUCCUUGCGUCCCUCCCGCUGUUCCUCAUCAUGCUGACCCACGAGCUGGCCAUCCAUUGCAUCUUCGCAGACGCCUCGUCCCGGCUGAGGCUCGUGUCGUCCUACUCCAGCCAGAGGCUCCACAUCGCCUCGGGAUUGAUUCAGGAAACGUUGGUCAAGUUCCUCCAAGCGAGCCUCCUUUACUCGGUCCCUGCUCUCCUGCUCAAUCUCCUGACCGCGGUGACGACUGUUCAUUCUUCGUCCACCAUCUUCGCUGAAGGCCGAUCGGCUUGUCUCCUGGACAUGUUGAAGGACUCCAUCAACAAGACUAGGUGGAAGUGGCCUCUGAUAACUUCCACUCUCGUCUCGUUCUACUCCCUUGUCUCUUGGGUCUGCAUCGUCUCCUGGGGCGGCAUCGGCAGCUUCUUCGCGUCGGGGAAAGCUUUGCAUCUAAGUAUAUGGGGUCUAAUCUCGGUCGUAGCCAUGGCCAAGUGGCUGGAGUACCGAGCCGUGUGGGACGUGGCGAUUGUCCUUUCAAUAUCGGAGGACAAGGGCGUGUUUGAGGCGUUGUCGACUGCGUCGAGCAUAACCAAGGGCAGUAGAAUCAGAGGGUGCGUGCUGAUGUUGCUGAACUUCACCUGGUGGUUUGGACCCGCGGUCUUGGGCUUCUACGUGAGACGGAGGUGCUCGGCACAAUCCACGUACGCGGUGGCAGUGGCAGUGGCAGAGGCCGGGUUGGUUUGCGCGGGAAAGGUGGUGAAGUGGGUGGUGUGCGUGGUAUAUUGCCAUGACUGCAAGAGGAGAUCGAGCAGAGGCAAGGUUGUCUUGGAAGGUGGAGAGGGAGAGCACGCACUGCUGCUCCGUACAGUUUCUUCGUGAAAGUGUUGCUGCUAUUUCUUGCUCCUCCUUUGAAAUUGAACAGAGAUGUUAUCAGAGGUAGCCUUUUUUUUUUUUCGUCGUUUCGCGACUAACUAAUGCAUGUAAAUUGAACAGAGAUGAACGUUUAGAACGUGCCAAACCCAAAAUUGCUUUUGUCUAUUUCCUCCUCAAUCGAAAUCUGGAGAUUUCAACA